Candida albicans SC5314 is the source of this 2109-nucleotide messenger RNA. RefSeq names its product Tpo4p (gene TPO4). The coding region runs from base 1 to 2109 and encodes 702 amino acids. The transcript has a single exon. The record is from RefSeq and is a predicted model, not a curated record. Gene Ontology annotation, cellular component: membrane. Gene Ontology annotation, biological process: transmembrane transport; spermine transport; spermidine transport. NCBI's taxonomy places the organism in Eukaryota, Fungi, Ascomycota, Pichiomycetes, Serinales, Debaryomycetaceae. Gene Ontology annotation, molecular function: spermidine transmembrane transporter activity; spermine transmembrane transporter activity.
AUGGGUUUUUUUGGGACUUCAAAAGAGGAAGAAUCUCAACUUAGACAAGCGGUUUUAACAACAUCCGAAACAAGACAGUCAUAUUCGUCCAACACAGAGUCAUCUGUUUACGAAACUGCUGAUGAAAUGGAUAGUCAGGUGUCACCAAACAUCGACAUUACUGACCACGAAAAAGACAAUCAAGGUAUAAAUACUGAUGAAACCAACAAUAAUCAUCAUACCGCUGCUACCAAUGUCAGUCCCCAAGGAGAUGACGAUAGUACCGUUCAGGGACACGAAUAUAGUGCGAAUCCAAUAAGUGAUUCAAACGACGAUUCGGAUAGCUCCGUUCCUAAGAAUUUUUCUGGUAUUGAUGGCGACAACGAAGAAGAAGAAGAGGAAGAAAACAGAUUAAACAGAGAAUAUACAAUUGAGAGAAUUAAAUCUCAUAAAUCGCUUGAGGCUGCUGCUGAAGAGCAGAUUAAAGAAGAAGAAUCAUUUAUUCAUCCUCAUUCUUCAAGUAGCACCACGUUUGACAAAGAAAAGAUUUAUACCGUCGACGAAUUACUGUAUGAUGGACCAGAUGAUAAAGACAAUCCACAUAAUUGGCCAAAAUGGAAAAAAUGGAUGAUUACUUACACUGCAGCUAUAUUAUGUCUUGUGUGUUCUUUGGGUUCUUCGAUGUACACUGGUAGUGUCCCGGAAAUAAUGAAGCGAUUUGGUGCCUCACAAGAAUUGUGUCUUGCUGGGCUUACAUUUUAUUUACUUGGUUUAGCAUUUGGUCCAGCUUUAUCGGGCCCCUUAUCCGAAGUGUUUGGUCGUAAACCAUUGUACAUGUUCUCCUUACCAAUAGCCAUGUUGUUUACCAUGGGUGUCGGAUUGGCAAAAAACAUUGAGACUAUAUUAGUGUUGCGUUUCUUUUGUGGGUUUUUUUCGAGUCCAGCUUUGGCUGUCGCCAGUGGUACAAUUUCCGAUUGUUGGGCCAUUAACCCUGCGGAACAAUCUUUUGCAGUUGCCUUAUUCUGUUUAUGUCCCUUUUUGGGUCCAGUGUUAGGGCCAAUUAUUGGUGGGUUUGCUGGUGAAUAUAAAGGUUGGCAAUGGGCUUCUGCUUGGGUGUUAUUGAUGUUUUUCGGUGCAGUGUGGCCAUUUACUAUCAUUCUUCCUGAAACUUACAAACCUAUCAUUUUAGCAAGAAAGGCGCAAAAAAGAGGCAUGAAAGUGGAAGUACCAAAAUUGAAUAUUGCUUUUGUUAAAAAAGUUAUCAAAUUCAAUUUAUUUAUGCCUUUGAAGUUGCUCAUUGAAGAGCCAAUUGUGCUAGUGUUAUCGGUGUACAUCUCUUUUGUGUUUGCAGUGUUGUUUGGAUUCUUUGAGGCUUUCCCAGUCAUUUUUAGAGGUGUUCAUCAUAUGGACCUUGGUAUUUCUGGGUUGCCUUUCAUUUCAGUUGGAAUCGGUUUGUUCCUUGGUGUAGUGACGUAUGUCAUUUUAGAUAAGACUAUCUUCUUCCCAAAGAAUCCAGAUGGAUCUCGUGGUAAACGUGAUGCAGAUGGUAACUUUAUCUGGGGUGUGCCAGAGAAAAAGUUGUUGAACGGUAAAAUUGGAGCACCGUUUUUGCCAAUUGCAUUGUUUUGGUUGGGAUGGAGUGGAAGAAGCGAAUCGAUUCAUUGGAUGGCACCAACAGCUAGUGGCGUGUUUUUUGGUUAUGGAUUAAUCUUGGUGUUUUUUUCAGUCGUGCUGUACUUUUCCAUGUCAUUCCCUCCAAUUUACGUUGCUUCUGCUAUUGCAGCCAAUAAUUUAUUAAGAUACACAUUGGCAUCUGUUUUUCCUCUUUUCACAGUACAAUGUUUUGAGAAUUUGGGUAUAGGCUGGGCAGGAUCUCUUUUUGCAUUCAUUGCUUUGGCCAUGGUUCCCGUUCCAUAUGUGUUUGGAUACUUUGGUCCGCAUCUUAGAGCAAGAAGUAAGUUUGGUUAUGCUGCUUAUUUCAAGAAAUUGGAAGAACAAAAGGAAUUGCAAGCUGCUGCUGAUGCCAAAAAGAAAAACACAAAUAGAACACAAGAACAAUCUGUUAAUAGUUCCGCUGUCGAACUUGAAAUGUCAUCAGAAUCCGAGAAAGCUGUUGCUGAAAAAGUGUGA